UGGUGGUAAAGCCGCCCACCUCUCUACCCAGUGUUGCUUCUUACCCCGCGCUGCCAACAUGAGAGCGGUACAGCUGGUGGCGACUCUGGCGACGGCGGCAGUGUUGGUGUCGGCUGUCAAAGGUGACCCGAUCCUGCCAGACAUUUGGACGGCGGUAAACAACUCCUAUGACUCUGACGUAAUGGUCACCUUCGCAGAUAUCGUUCCCGGAGCCAGCAUCAUCGUGGAUGAGCUUUACGACAUCACCGAGGCGAAGGGGGCACUCAUAAUACUGGAGAACGGCCACACCUCCAAGACCAACUACUAUUCCGCGACGCAGCAGACCUAUGUAGUGCAAGACUUUAAGUGUGCAGUGGGAACACUGGAGGAACACGGCCCCUACAACAUCUGGGGAUGGAUCUAUGACAGCGAAAACACUGACAAGGAUAAUUUCCUGUAUGGACCCUCAGCUCUCCUCAGGAUCGUCAGGGACUACAAGGACUCGGUGGAGUAUAAGGGGCAGACACCUGUACGUGGGAUCAUGGCGGACCAUUGGGUCAUCAAGCACAAAAAGAACUACACCCUCGAUUACUUAUUUGCCAGUGACGAUUGGGUAAUGCCAUACGGACACACCAUGGAUGGGGUCAACCUGAAAGCGCCGCUGCAGGUGAAGGUAAGCGGAAUGCAAAGCAACCCCUGGAACCCUGACCAACCAAGCUUCCUCCAGAUUGUUUACUAUGACUACACGGACUUCAAGCCCUAUGUCUCAGACGAGAGAAAAAGGGAAUUUUUGGUGCAUGAUGGCUUGGAUUGCCCGGGGCGUAAACCGAUGGACCCCAACAGGAUAACGCCCCCAGAGGUCCCUGACACCUUCAAGGUCUUCAUGGAGGUAGUCAAGAGGUCCCUAGCUGAUGACGGCUCCGAAAACCUGAACACCACCGUCUUCAGGUCCUGGAUGUACUACGAUAAGUUCCGCCAGCUAGUGCGUCUAGACAUCAACCCAGACAUGGACGCCGACCAGCACACUAAGACAUACAAGAGCGUCCAUGACUACAAAACUGGCAUCGAGUACCGCAUCUUCCUAGAGACUGGGCAGUGUAACAUGCAGGCCCUCGACCCUAACCAACUGGGAACUAUGAUAGGAAGUGACGUCAUUGGCAGUGUCAUCAUGGCCAACCCAAGCAACUUUUUCUACCUGGAUAAAUUGUAUGUGUUCAGCGGGUACUCAGAGACCCGGGGACUCUUCAUCAACAAGUGGACCGCCACCAGGAAUGACAUCAAAAACCUCGUCACUGGUAAAAACUACAAGAAGGUCGUUGUUGACUACGAAUUCCUUGCGGACACCACGGUGGUUGAUACUGGUACGAAGGGUCUGCCCGUACCUGUAAGGAUAGACGUGACGGUGUAUAAUGAUAGCGAUACCGAUUCCAUCUUGUACACCCACACUCUCAAUCUCCUCCAUUUCGUGACCGACUUCGAAGUUUUCCAGCUGAAUCCCUUCGAUGUGAGGGAUUGCAUGGACAUCCCAUCGCAGAGGACAUGGAUUAAGCUUACCUUUUCUGGUGACUGGUACCACGGGGCUAUGCAGGAGCCAGACUUGUUCAGGAAGAUGCUCCUCAACAGGAUCUCAUCUGGUUCCGGCUCCACCUACGUUAGGUUCCCAGAAAUAGAUCUGGAUCAUGACACUGACAGUAUUUAUGCCACGAUGUUGGUGCUGGAGCCAGCGCCCUUCAUGCUGGAAUUUCAGCAGGAACCUGACAGGAAGCCUACUGUUAAUGACGUACAGUUGAGCUUGACCAUCCAGGAUACAGAACUGUGUGCCCUCCAGUGUCUCCGCUACAGCAUCUUCAUCUGCCACUCAUUCUACGAGUGCUCAGGGCUGGGCAGGAACUGCUUCGUCAGCAACUACAAAAACUCCCCUGGAGAGUUCAUCAACAUCCCCAAGAAUUGUUCCCACUACAGCAAGGCCAUCAUCAAGCACACCAAGGUCCAGAAGACAAAUGCUGAGCUCAUGCUCUGGCUUCAGCUCAUGGUCGAUGAGGGCACAUUCAAUAUUAAGGUUGUCUACCAAGAUGACCAAGGUCAUACAAAAACUGCCUGGUACAAAGCGACGAAAGUGGAGGAGGAGCUUAUGGCGGACGACCCCAUCCUGGUAGACCUGGUGAAGGAUGACUACCAUAAGGCAUACCUGAAGGGCAAGCUGAAGGGCAGCCACACUGACCAACAACUCAAGAAGGUGAGUUACGACUUGUGUUUGGCCACCUGUGAAAUGGAGAGGGCCUUCAAGUGUGAGAGCUUCUCCUACUGCUACUACGACAGGUCCUGCUACCUCUCCUCCUACGUGGUCGACAUCCCUGUGAACACCAGAGACAUCAUCUUAAAGACUGACUGUAUCAUUAUGACUCGUAAACACACUGAUGACUACAGCAAACUAGAGGGGACGGUAUACCUAGGGAAGCCCAAAGCAAAAAUGGUGGCGCUAGAUGCUGGUAAAUGUGCCUUCUACUGUGACAACAGCACCUCCUUCACCUGCAGAUCAUUUGACUUUUGUGCCAGUGAGUCCUCCUGCAACCUCUUUGAUGAACACUCCAUUGAUGUCCCUGACAACAUGCUCAACCAUUCCUAUCCAGACUGUGUCCAUUAUACACGUAACGCCCUGGUAGACUUCAAAAAACACCCAAAUCAGGUGUUGGCAGGUAACCGUGACCGCUAUGUGAAGGAGGUGUCCACUACUGAAUGUGCCCAGGUGUGUGAGAACGAGCCCAAUUUUGGUUGUGACGGGUUUGACUACUGUGUCGAAGGUGGAGACAUAACCUGCUUCCUCACCUCUGCCCACUACUCUGACGCAGGGAUCGUCAUCACUAACUCCCCCACCUGUGACCACUACUCCAGAGAAUACUACGAGGGAGAUGACAGAGACUCACACGCCAACAAGAGGUCGUCAAAAUACAUCUAUGGCCCAGGUGACAUGGCUGGCCUAGGUUGCUCCAUGCUGGUCAUCUCUAUCGCGUUCACCUUCGCUGGGGUCUACGCCUAUAACAAACACUACAAGGUGUAGGGGACAUACACCGGCUGUUCACUCUGUUUUACAAGUCAUGUUUUGAAUUAAUGUUAGUGAUCUUUUUAUGUCACCUUAAUGUAUUGUAUAAUAAGCAAAUGAUAAAAAAAAUCAAAUUUACACAGACACACAUACAAAGAGAGACACACACACACACACUGUACAGUAAAUUAAUAAAAUCAUCCCAAAUACACACAUAAACUAGCACUUUGAUCUGUGGUCCUGUAACAAGUUUAACUAACAUCACAGUAGGAGAGGAGCUCUGGCUGAGAACAAGACAAGACUAAGUGGCUUGGGAUGACUCAGUAUCCAGUUUAUUCUCGCCCAGACCACCAAAAUGUUUAGUGUUUUUCUUUGGCUUCAUAAAAAAUUAACAAGAAUACUCGCAAAUGCCGAUAUUAUUUCCGUCCUUUUUUAUGUUAAUUACAAGUCUUUAUGUAUCCUAACAACAGAAUGGCCUCAUUAAUGUACAGUCUCUACCAUACUUUUUUGGAUAUGCCGUAAUAAAGAAUGUUUUUUUUUUAAUAAGAACAACACAUCAAUCAAGACGGUGUUAGGUGAUACAAACUGUGACUUGAAGAUUUGAAUUAUAAUGAUAUUAGUACAGUAAGUGAAUAUCAGCAAUAAUAUUCACACUUUGAUCAAUAAAUGUUACUUGUGCUUCACCAUAACAUGUUGUGUCCCCAUGCUCAGCUUUAUAAACUGACCAUCGUCAUUUAAGUUUUCUUUUCAUGUUAAUAUUAUGUACUGUAUGUAGUUAAGAAUUAAAGGUGAAAAAUAA
Molecule: messenger RNA, 3818 nt
Organism: Homarus americanus (American lobster)
Lineage: Eukaryota; Metazoa; Arthropoda; Malacostraca; Decapoda; Nephropidae
Exons: 24
Coding region: 59-3037 (992 amino acids)
Source: RefSeq, a predicted model, not a curated record